This is a messenger RNA of Microcebus murinus (gray mouse lemur), 1206 nucleotides long. RefSeq names its product short-chain dehydrogenase/reductase family 16C member 6-like. The record is from RefSeq and is a predicted model, not a curated record. Lineage: Eukaryota; Metazoa; Chordata; Mammalia; Primates; Cheirogaleidae. Gene Ontology annotation, cellular component: lipid droplet. Gene Ontology annotation, molecular function: oxidoreductase activity, acting on the CH-OH group of donors, NAD or NADP as acceptor.
AGCUUCUAGCUGCUGACACAAGCUCUGUUUGCUCAGCUGCUGUGAGGACACCCGUGCUGCCGAGUGCAGCAUUUCUGCAGAAUUGUGCUUGAGCCAGAAAAGUCUACAUAAGCUUGAAGAAGAGAGUGAAUGUUCUACAGCUUCAUCUCUUUCCUGAUUAUAAAUUUGAAAUCUGCAUUAACUCUUAGUGAACAUUGAGGACAUUCCUUUCUUCAGUCAAUCAACAUGAAUAUGAUUGUGGACACCUUCGUGUUUUUGGGAAAAUUUCUAUAUUACCUUUUAGAAUCUUUUGCUUACAAGAUAAUUCCCAAGAGAAAAAAGAAUGUUGCUGGAGAGAUAGUACUUAUAACAGGAGCUGGAGGUGGACUUGGGAGGCUCUUGGCCACACAUUUUGCUAGCCUUGGAGCCACUUUAGUUCUAUGGGACAUUAAUCAAGAAGGCAAUAUGGAAACGUGUAGACUGGCCAAGGAAGAGGGUGCCGUGGGAGUAUUUGCAUACACAUGUGACUGUAGCAACAGGCAAGAAGUCUACAGAGUUGCUGAUCAGGUCGGAAAAGAAGUUGGCGACGUGACCAUCCUCAUUAACAACGCUGGCGUCGUAUCGGCAAAGCUCCUCCUCGACACUCCGGAUCACAUGGUGGAGAGAUCCUUCCUUGUAAAUGCCAUCUCUCAUUUCUGGACUUACAAGGCCUUCCUUCCUGCCAUGAUUAAAGCUAACCAUGGUCACUUGGUCUGUAUUUCAAGUCUAGCAGGACUAGCUGGUAUUAGUAGACUAUCAGAUUAUUCUGCAAGUAAAUUUGCAGCCUUUGGCUUUGCUGAAUCUCUCUUUUUUGAAUUAAAUGCAUUAAAGAAAAGUGAAGUUAAAACCACCAUCGUGUGCCCAUAUUUCAUCAAAACUGGAAUGUUUGAGGGCUGUACAACCAAGUAUCCAUUUCUGUUACCAUUACUGGAGAAGGAGUAUGUGGCCAAAACCAUUGUAAAUGCUAUUUUAGAGGAACAAGUUUAUGUAUUAAUACCCAAAUUUUUAUAUUUCACAAUGAUUCUUAAACAAAUAAUAUCUCCAAAAAUGAUGAUUGCCCUUAGUGAGUACCUUGGAGCGGACACUUGCAUGGACUCUUUCAAAGGGAGAGAGCAAGAAAAUGAACUUCAGAUUGAAACCAAAAGAAAACACCAAUAAAUGAAGCCACAAAUGUGGUGAUCAAAGUGU